UCUCCCCUCUCUCCCCUCUCUCUUCCUACAAACUUCACUUUUUUUCCAGCUUUCAAACAGGAUUAGACCCAACAGACAACAUCAGACUUAUCGAGCAGACUUUUGAGCCUCUGGUUUUGAAACAUUACCUAGAUUAAAGAUUGGAUUUCAACUUCUCAAGUUGGAUUUACAUCCUUUCAGGUUCAAUGGCACUUGGAGUGCUAAAUACGCAAGUGAAAAGCUCCCUAAGUGGGAGUGCGUUUUUGGACCGCGGUUCUUUAAAGGAGCAGGAACCUCCACCUCCACUCCGCAGCUACCUUUGUUUGACUAUUUUCGCUUGCUUUUGUCCUGCGUACCCUGUCAACAUUGUGGCUCUGGUUUUCUCUAUUAUGUCUAGAAACAGUUAUUUCCAUGGUGACUACGACGGCUCCAGGCGAUUGGGCAGGAACGCUCUCUACGUUGCUGUAGCUUCCAUCAUCAUCGGCCUCCUCUUCAUCGCCAUCACCUGCAUUGUUCAUUUUACCACAAUGGAAUUUUAGUGCUGUGGAAGUGGAGAAGAGAAAUAAGACACUUUAAUAAAAACCCUCUGGAUGGACUGAGCUGAUUGUUUCACAACAUCUGCCAGUGAAAGGAUUCUGAUUCGACUCAUGUUUACUUCAAUCUGUACGUCAUGUUUCCUGUUUUUCAUAUGGACAAUCAAUGACUGUAAAAUCUGGUGAGUUUGAUACAUUUCAAUAAUUAAUGUCAAAGAUGCUUUGAAUUAAAAUGGCAGCUUUCAACAAAUUUGAAGGGAAUCCAUGAUUUACAGCAAGUUUUUGUCAGGCUGUGACUGUGGUGGGGAAAUUGUAACUGUUGCUUUUAGCUUAACUUAUUGCCAGAAAGAGUCAUGAUAGUAAAUUAUGGUCACAAAACCAACUUUACCCAUAAGAUGACAAAUUUUGUGCUCAAUUAAGGAUAUUCCAAAAUUUAAAAAAAGCAACAACCACUUUUAUAUUUUCUAAUAUGCUCUUAUUUUAAAGCUUUAUCAGUUAUACUGAGGAAUGAUGUUGAAAUUUUGUGCUAAAACAUUUAGAUUCAUUAGUAUCAUAGUGAGUCUCUAGCUGGUAACAUUAAUAAAGUAACUAGCAUGAACUGUGUGACAGGCUUUUUUUCUCAUUUGUAAGAGAGAAGUUGAGUUUUCAUGCUCUUUAGUGACAACAGCAUAGUAUUUAUUAGCUUAUUUUAGAUAACUCCCUGCUGUAGAUCAAGCUUUUGUCCAAAAAUUACUGUAUAAAAGAAACUGUCUUUGAUUCAUGUUGUUCUAUCAUUCCUGUUGACUAGAUUCAAAGAGUACAGCUCAGCAUGUCCAAACAGUUAUAGUUCAGUGUAGUGUCUCCUGUGGCUCAAAAUCUGAGUUUUUUUUCCAAAUGAGACUAUGUAACCUUUACCCGGAGAAAUAACACAUUUUCCUCCCUAAGAACAAAAGUUAAAUUCUUGGACAUGAUUGCUCAGUUUAAUACAGUCAUUGGUUUGCUGCCAUAACCUUAACUGUUCUGGAAUGAACUGUCAGCUGUUAUUAAAAACAAAAGAAAGGCUGCAUGAGGGAGUAUCUUGAAUUUUAACUGUUUGACACAUACUUGUUCCUGAGAUUGGAAAGAUGCUGUCAUUCAUCAGACGUCAUGGGUCUAAUGACACAUGCUACUUAGCUGCAUUAUGGGAAAUGAAGUCUCCAGUGUUCACCCAUAUUUACAAGUGAAAGUUAGAAUAGUUUUGGCUUUUGCUGCUUCAGUUUUGACCAUUCAGAUCUGUCUGUUGAGAGCCUCCUAACCACGAGACAAAAAUACAGAUGCAAUAUGUAAUAUUUCAUUGAAUUUUAUCCUUUGCUUUUCACAUAGGGGAAUAAGUAUGGAACGCCAUGAUUUGUUCUUGUUAUCUGAGGCAUCAUGUCAUUGAAUAAAGAUGCUUUUUAAGGUGG
Messenger RNA from Amphiprion ocellaris (clown anemonefish), 1933 nucleotides. Its product is annotated as transmembrane protein 233. The coding region runs from base 186 to 518 and encodes 110 amino acids. The record is from RefSeq and is a predicted model, not a curated record. Gene Ontology annotation, cellular component: membrane. Lineage: Eukaryota; Metazoa; Chordata; Actinopteri; Pomacentridae. The transcript is spliced from 4 exons.